Rotaria sp. Silwood2 is the source of this 441-nucleotide messenger RNA. Lineage: Eukaryota; Metazoa; Rotifera; Eurotatoria; Philodinida; Philodinidae. The record is from the annotation of a GenBank genome assembly.
AUGACAGACUCCACUAUGUCGGACACAGCAACAGCCAUUACAUCGGACACAACAACAAACAUUACAUUGGACACAGCAACAGCCACUACAUCGGACACAACAACAAACAUUACAUCGGACACAGCAACAGCCACUACAUCGGACACAACAACAACCACUACAUCGGCUACAACAACAACAACUACGUCGGCAACAACAACUACCACUACAUCGGCUACAACAACAACUACUACAUCGGCAACAACAACAACCACUACAUCGGCUACAACAACAACAACUACGUCGGCAACAACAACUACGUCGGCAACAACAACUACGUCGGCAACAACAACUACCACUACUUCCACAACUGCUAAGAGUCAAGGACAACAGUUGGCCUUCACCCCUAUUAUAGUUCUUGGUGGUGUAUUUGCACGUCUCGUUACUCUUAUAGAACGAUGA